This is a messenger RNA of Coregonus sp. 'balchen', 8082 nucleotides long. Lineage: Eukaryota; Metazoa; Chordata; Actinopteri; Salmoniformes; Salmonidae. The record is from the annotation of a GenBank genome assembly.
AUGUGUUUGUGAGUUCUUCUGUAAAUCCAUUUAUUCUUCUCUUUUACUUUAACAGUGUAAAAGAGGCCCUGAAAUUGCACAUAAUGAACAACUACUCUGCCAAUCCUGUCAGAUGGUGUGACCAAAAUGGUCACAGGCUGACAGUCAUGUCCCCUGCGUGUUUUUGAGAAAGUAAUGCUUCUGCUUUCCCAAUCCAUCGCAACCUCAGAACGCUAGUCGGUCAGGGAGGGUUUUGCCAGCUAUGUGGCAGACCCGGGGCUAGCUUGUGUGUUUUAUAUAUGCUUCCUUUAAAUAAGCUGACAAAAGGAGUCAACUCUACCACAUGUUCUCCUAUACCGUGUUUAGAAACUAAGCUUAGACUCAUUAUAUUUCAAAUGAAUUGCAGCUUUAGGGUCCUGAAUACUGGAAGUUUGUAUGGGGAUUCUACAACGAGUGUAAAGCCCGAUGUGUGAUCAUGUUUAAAUCUAUACACCGCUGGUCUCCGUGAGGGACAGUCACUAGUCCCCGGGAUAUGUCAAUAUUAAGCAAUGUAUCUGUUGGUUGGCUACUAUUUAGCAUGCCUGUGGUGUGACGGUCAAAUUGAAUGUGUGGGACCAUUGUUUUCAAUCUCAACCCUACUCCGCCAGAGCGUCCAGUGUGCGCUCUGAACACUCCGAGAGCGAAACGCGCUGAAUUUACUAACGGACAAUUUGACAACAUUCUGAAUUUACACUCCUGAGUGAAUUUACAAACGCACCCUUAAUGUCCUAUAACCAACCUGCGUCAAUCUAGCUAGAUGGCUAGCCAGUGAUGCUAUGACGAGCAACCUUAUUGGUAGCUACCCUUAAAAGAGACAAAUCAGCACAGAAUGCUCUUCAGCUGCUGAGAAUGUGCUAUAUACACAGCAUAUCCUUUAUUAAUUUUUUUACUUUUACGUUAUAUCCAAUUGGUAGUUACAGUCUUGUCCCAUCGCUGCAACUCCCCUAUGGACUCGGGAGAGGCGAAGGUCGAGAGCCAUGCGUCCUCCGAAACACAACCCUGCCAAGUCGCACUGCUUCUUGACACACUGCUCGCUUAACCAGCCACACCAAUGUGUCGGAAGAAAAGCCCGGCCCGCCACAAGGCAUCGCUAGAGCAUGAUGGGACAAGUAAAUCCCUGCCGGUCAAACCCUCCCCUAACCCAGACAACGCUGGGCCAAUUGUGUACCACCUCAUGGGUCUCCCUGUCACGGCUGGCUGUGACACAGCCUGGUCUGUAGUGACGCCUCAAGCACUGCGAUGCAGUGCCUUAGACCGCUGCGCCACUCGGGAGGCCCAAACACACCUAUCCGAUGGGGAUUGUUGAUCUCAAUCUCUAGAAAGCGUUGCAUUCAACUGCACAUUAACCAUUAAGUCAAUUGCAACCUUCAAACAAUUGCAGCCAAAUUCCCUUGAAUAUUAACCAGCUCUGACUUAGACCAUAAAGGUCAGCAUUCUAUAUUUGGGACUUAGCAUACCACUUCCUCAUAUUUCCAGUCCACUGUACUUACUGAGUGUUCCCAUAAAUUAUUUUUCAUUCUCCGAACCCUCCAAACAGUGUGUUACAGUACAACAUCUCCCUCUCUCAGCCCCAGAUUGACAGGUAAUGCCUGUAAUAAGCCUUAGGAAGACCUUUGGGUCGAAAUGUUGCUGGAAGGAGCACAGCAGCAGCACCUGACAGUAUCUAAGGGGUGUCUAUUUCUCUCUCCCCAGAUUGACAGGUAAUGAACCCCUGUCCAUCCUACCGCUGAGCUCUCAACCUGAGGAGAACGUGGGAAGGGCCCACUACAAGCUGUGUGACCGGCUCAAACUGGAGAAGAAGCAGCGGCGGAUGUGUCGACGAGACCCGGGCGUGGCCGAGACCCUCAUGGAGGCCAUAAGCAUGAGCGCCCUGGAGUGCCAGUACCAGUUCCGCUUUGAGAGGUGGAACUGCACCUUAGAGGGACGCUACAGAGCCAACAUUUUAAAGAGAGGUAGGGAAAGAAAAGCAUCCGAACUUCAUAUAGAAGUAAUAUGUUUUCAACUGACAGAUAACUGGUUUCUGACUUUCAUGGUUGGAGGUGGAAAUACAUUUUUGUAAUUCCAUAGGAGAUAGUACAGUAGAGAGAGGCCAUAGUAGAUGGCACAGUAGAAAGUUGUAGGGUAUUUUCCCAAUAAUGACAACUUUCAAUUGCUCAUUUUGAGUGUCUAGUAGGAAGCUGGUAGCUUAUAUCUGAUCCUUCCUCUUGCUCCACAUCGCUCUCUAGGUUUUAAGGAGACAGCCUUCCUGUAUGCUGUCUCCUCAGCAGGCCUGACUCAUGCCAUGGCCAAGGCAUGCAGCGCCGGGCGGAUGGAGCGUUGCACCUGCGAUGAAGCCCCAGACCUGGAGAACCGUAAGGCCUGGCAGUGGGGCGGCUGUGGUGACAACCUCAAGUACAGCAACAAGUUUGUCAAGGACUUCCUUGGCAAACGCUCCAACAAGGACCUGCGUGCCCGCGUGGACAUGCACAACACUAACGUGGGCAUGAAGGUGAGUGUGGAGUGGAGCCAUGUUGGAUGACGCAGUACAUUUAAUCUUGUUGAUUCAUGGGAUACACUAAUAAUUAGACCUUUGUCACAACUUUUGCUGUAAAAAUAACUAUGAAUAUUUUGGGGUUGGCUGGUUGAUUGAUUGAUUGACUGGCAGUGUAGUUUGCUAUACCUGGGCCCUGUACAGCUAAGUAUGUAGGCCUUUAAGUAUGUAGGCCUUUAAGUAUGUAGGCCUUUAAGUAUGUAGGCCUUUAAGUAUGUAGGCCUAUGUUGUCCUCUCUUGAGAUGGUUAAGCUCUGUGGGUGUAUUCUAGGGUGAAUAUACUCUGAAUCUCCUACAGACAACUAUAUAAUGUAAGGUUGGUAAAUUAUUGUUAUCUAAAUGUACCUGUCUAAAGACACAGCAAAAUGACCAGAACCAGUGAAAUUGACCGGAGAGGAAUUUAAUGUGACCAUGAGAGGAAUAACAAUAACAUAAUUUUUACAGCUACAUUCCCCAUGGUCGACAGAGAAUCGUUUACCCACAUGUUGUGGUUAUUAAACAAAUAAUAUAGAUCCUCAAGCAUCCCACUUAAUGGUCAGAUAAAAAACCAGCCUAAAUCACUUAAAUUGACUGCUUCAUUCAAUCAAAUCAGAGGCCACACAUCAAUCAACCUUUGGUUUUCCCUCUAAAAUUAGAGAGUUAAUUGCCUUUUUUUGUGCCUUAGCGAGAUUCAACAUUUGUUUGUGGUGAGGGAGUGAGGGUGUUUUUUUCAGCUUGGACGUGAUUUUAAAAGAAAAGAGAAUGCUCUUAAACUGUCAAGCCAAAGCAAACUCAGAGAGCUUCAAGUUCCUUGGUGUCCACAUCACCAACAAACUAACAUGGUCCAAGCACACCAAGACAGUCGUGAAGACAGCACGACAAAACAAUCUCGCUAUUGUUAUUUUUACUGCUGAUCUUUAAUUAUUUGUUACUUUUAUUUCGUAUUCUUUUAUAAUGUAUUUUUUUGUGUGAUUUUUUUUGGUAUUCUUUCUUAAAACUGCAUUGUUGGUUAAAGGCUUGUAAACAUUUCACUGUAAGGUCUACACAUGUUGUAUACGGCGCAUGUGACAAAUACAAUUUGAUUUGAUUUGAUCUGCUACCUUUACUCAGAUUUGUUCAUAUUGUAGCCAUUUUCAUUUUAGUAUGAAUAUAAAUCAUAGCAGAAGCACACUUCCCCAAAUGUUAGCAGACACAAACCUCUCCCCGAAGACCCGUGGUGUGCUCUUCCUUUUCAGCUUGGCUCUCCAAAUCCAUUCUCUCAGGUUAUUUUAUUUGUGAUAAAAGAUUUACAACACUGUUUUCGUCCAGGUUUUUUCUUAUUUGCAGAUUUAGUGAGGUGUACCACGUCCCAUAUGGAGCACAAAUCUUGGAAUGUGCCAGCCUCUGCAUCCCUAGAACAUUUUAAAGCUGACAUUUUCCUGAACUAAACUGCAAGUGUGAUGAAUAUGCAGCACUUCUUUCUUAUUCCACGAUCUGUUUCCCAGUGUGUGAGAACAGAACCAGAGAGAGACUGUCUGUCCACUCCAUGCCUCCUCUGGAGAAUAUGCGUUAUGGAUUUUAACACAAAACCUUUUAACGUUGUGGUCGGUUGCUGCUGACUGAGCUGUACACAAAUGAACCAUUGCCUGCCACAGACAGUUCAAGCAAUGUCGCAACGUGUACUAUUCAAGGAGCCUUAAACGCACCCAUUCACCCCCCAAAGUUAAAAGUUGUCGAACAUUAAUGGUCAGAGGUGUUCUCUCAAGUUCAACUGAGUCCAUAUUCCAUGUCAUCUGUUGAGUAGAUCCCGUUAUAUGCAUUAUGAGAAAUCUUCAGGCCUCAACAUAUUUUACGUAAAAUUGAUUAGUUUAGCGUUACAGUUGCUAGCCUAAGGUUUCCCCCCUACUGAAUCAAAACUGUAGUGUUAUGAAGUUGGCCUGGUGAAAGAGAUUUACCUUGGGUUUUUUGUCUUCCACAUACCUUAAAACAAACCAAGAACAGGGGCCAGGUUCUGAGUAUUCUGUCUCCUUCUUUCCCAUAGCCGAGGAACUCAAUGGAUCUUUUCUUCAGGAAAAGUGCCUCUCAGAGUAUCCUCAACUUGCUAUUAGUAAUAACCAUGAUGGCUUUAAUCAAACUCUAUUACCGAAAGUUAUCAUAACAGUCCGUAUCGUCCCUUCCCACCCACAAAGAUGAUCUUUUCAACUUUUGCUUAUAGUGUACAACAUUUUCUAUUAAGAGUCUUUGGUUGGGAAGUGACAACAAUGUGACAUUGUUGUCAUGUAAUGUUUUAUUAUGUUAAUUACAGUUUAUCAGCAAUAAGUAGAGGCUCUAGAUAAUCUAACUCUGUGGUAUGUAUGAGUAUAAACCGAAAAUAUAAUUAUGGCCUCUGUUCUCAUCGCAUUUUAAUAUGUCCUGUGUAUGUAAAGACUUCAUAUUGGAGGAAUUUCUUAUGAUAUUAGGACAUUACAUAGACCCAUUGUGCUUGCAGAAAUUACAGGGGAGUCUAGGUUCUUUGAAACCUUGCUUACCAUACAAAGUACAAAGUGGGCCAAAGUUAAUAUUUUGUCGUUUCAGGCAGUCCCUUUCAUGCCCUGUGGUGGUUGACUGUCAGUAUGUUCCUCUCCUCUCCCACCAUCAGGUGAUCAAAGCCGGGGUGGAGACUACCUGCAAAUGCCAUGGCGUCUCAGGCUCCUGCACCGUCCAGACGUGCUGGAGGCAGCUCUCACCGUUCCACGAGAUCGGCAAGCAGCUGAAACAGCGCUAUGAGACCUCUCUGAAGGUGGGCAGCUCCACCAACGAGGCCACGGGGGAGGGGGAAAUCUCCCAGGCCCGGCCCCAACAGGAGCAGCCCCCACCGGGCCCCAGCAAUGACCCGAUCCCACGCACCAUGGACCUGCUCCACAUUGAGGACUCACCCAGCUUCUGCCGGCACAGCAAGUACUCGCCGGGCACCUCGGCCAGGAAAUGCUACAAGGACAAGAACUGCGACGCCAUAUGCUGCGGCAGGGGCCACAACACCCAGAGCCGCGUGGUGACCCGGCCAUGCCAGUGUCAGGUGCGCUGGUGCUGCUACGUCGAAUGCAAGCAGUGUACACAGAGAGAGGAGGUCUACACCUGUAAAGGUUAGCCCAGUCGUAGCUUCCUGCUCGCCCCUUGUUGCUGUCAGAAAGAGAGAGAGAGUUCUGCGGCAGAGGAGAGAGCAAGACGAUGGAGAUGGAGAGCCUUUAAAAGCACUUUGAGGGAUUUUCUGUUCUGUGGGUUUUGUUUUAAUGCCCUGUGGCCCCAGCCAAUGGGGAUUGGGGUUGCAGGAGGAGAUUGGCCUUGUCUGACAACAGGGUCAACAUGGGUCUAAUGUUUUCUGGUUGCAGAGUUGGAGCUUUGGAGAAAGGCUACCUCACCUAUUCAACAUCCAGUCAGAUCUGUCGGUGAGAAAAAGCAGCACUUGGCAGCUGUCUCUGGUGAGCAUGCUGUUAAUGAGGAUCCAAUACAAUGACCAUAAUAGUAAAAGACUGGCUUUUGGGCCUUGCCCAAUGUAGAAAUGUGUGUGUGUGUGUUGGCGAGUGAGGGUACGGGGGGGGGAGGGGGGGGAAUUACAACUCAUAUGGCAAUCAUGGUAACCAUAUUCAGAAACUGUUAAGAAGACAGGGUGUAAGAUUUGUUCUACACACACAUAUUUACAUGCACACAGCAUUGUGUGUAUGCAUAUGUAAAUAAAUUAAAUUGUAUUAUAAUGAUAUUAUAUACACUUGCUACUUAUCUGAAUAUGUUUAAACAAACCACUAACCACACAAAUGUUUUGUUGUUUGUGUGUUCUCGCUCUCUUUUGCUUUUUAUUUUGUUUUUUUGACAAGGCCUUUUGGAAAGCAGCACAUUUGUGUCCUUUGUCUCGCUCUGUGGAUAAUUUAUGGACCCUUUGGGACUACUCCUUCACGAAGAGAGAAAACACAUUCAUUUGUCUUUGAUUCUUUUACACUAGAGUGAAAUUGUUGGUGAAUACAUUUUGCCAGUCAUUUUAGGCUACUCUUGGCCUUGAGCGAACUCAACUAAUGUUCAGGGAAUAACUGAAACCACUAUACCUAUUUGGACUUACGGUAAAAAGAAAAAAAAGAAAAACUGUAUGUAAUGAAAGUUCAAUGAGAGAAUGACCUUGCUUUUCUGAGUUUAGUGUCUAUUACUGUCACCGUGACAACAGGAGACCACCUGACCAGUGGAGAAUGCAUCUUCCAAUCAGCUGAAUAGUGCUCUAACUAUAACAGCUUCUUGGUACUUAGUUAGCCCUCUAUUUAAAAAAAGAAAAGCAAAUCUUGCUAGUAAUACUACUAUAAAGUUGUAAAGAAACAGUAAACUGUGGGGAACAGGAGAAAUGUAACCCCCAUACCUACUCUCUCAUAUCCUUCCUUCCUCUCUCUACACCCGCCAUUUGAUUGAAAAAGAUGAAUGGUUGAGGUUGAAAAUGAACAGUAUGGUCCAAUGGAAAAAUGGCUUAAACAUUAACACCCUGAGGCAAAUUUGGUAUUUUAGAUAUAGUCCUGAAGCUCACAAUAAUAAGGUGACAAAAUGUGUUUGCAACUACAAAGCAAAUGUAUGCUCUAGCUGUAUGCCUAUGCAUUGUCUAUCCAUUGUUUUGGGCAUGGCUACCACAACUCCACGACUGCAAAGGUACAAUCUCCUUUUGUGUUGUUUUGACAGUAAUUCUUUUUCAGGCAGGUUACUGUUAUGUUGUACAUGACUAAAAUGUAAUAUUGGAUGUUUGAUGCUUCAGAUUACUGGUGGAAAAGGCAGAGCCAACCCUCUAAAACACCUACAAUAACUCAUGAGAUACAAAGUCAUCUUUAGAUUCCCUUUAGAUAUACAGCCUUUGCCUGUUUUAUGUGGGUGAGAAUGAACUACUGAGUGAGGAACCCAACAUUGUAAGAUAGCCCCAUUCACGCACUGAAGCCCCAGAAGCCCUUUAUAAUUUCCCUUUAAAGUAUUUAAAGAUCCUGUAUUUAUGAAUAUAUACAGUGCAGAUGUUUUUAUUUUCCUUUUGUUUAUUGUAAAUAACAAUGGUUUAUUCUCCUGUGGUAUAGAGACAAGAGUGAGGCACAUGGUAAAAUCUCACAGGCAAGUAAAGAGGAAGUUGGUAGCAAUAAGGAGGUUAGGAACAAGACAUGUGAUGCUGGAAAGGCAAGUGGUAAAAUAUAAGUUGAUGCAUAAGGCUACAGCUAAAUCAUGAAUAUGGAGUGCAUUGCUGCUGAAAACUUGAUUGUAAGUGAUCAUCAGUAAGUGAAAAACAUUAGUAGAUAGCUGUGGUCCAAGCUAUCUUUGAGGGCAUUGGCAUGCUAUGUUAGAUAGAAGCGGUGACACUCACAGGAUUUAUAUCUGAUUCAACACACCAUGAUUGAUCAAGGAAAAGCAGCAUGCUCUGAGAAGGGAGUCUAGCCUAGCGAAGGUUGGUUGGUUCAUCCUCUAGAGCUGAAUUCCAAACAUGCCAAAUAAAGAAUGGUCAAAACAUAUACAUAGAACUUUACACGCUACAUGGAAACCAUAAUGGCUAUGCUGAGAGCCUGAGCAUAAAUGCCUGCUUCCCACAGCUUC